This is a messenger RNA of Saprolegnia parasitica CBS 223.65, 2897 nucleotides long. RefSeq lists its product as hypothetical. The record is from RefSeq and is a predicted model, not a curated record. Gene Ontology annotation, molecular function: protein binding. The transcript is spliced from 3 exons. The coding region runs from base 1 to 2856 and encodes 951 amino acids. NCBI's taxonomy places the organism in Eukaryota, Oomycota, Saprolegniomycetes, Saprolegniales, Saprolegniaceae.
AUGAAGCGCGUGACGAAGGUCGUGGAGCAGUCGACGCGGGCGCUGCUCGACCGGGUUCGCCACGAACAAGUGGCCUUGAGCCGCGACGAGUUCAACAAGCUCAUCGCCAACACGGGUCGUUGCUUCUCCAGCCGCGAAGCCCAAGAGGUCUUGCAGCUCAUGGCCCAGCACAUGCGGCCCUGUCCCGCGAGCCACAGCGGCGUGCUUCAGGCCCUCGUUCGCGAGCGGAAGCAUCGCGACGCGAUGCUCUACUUGGAGUCGCUACCGCCCACAGAUCUGAGCACCAGCUUGUUUAACAUUGCAAUCCACUCGUGCGGCCACCGCGGGGACCUCGCCGACGCGCGUGCCUUGUUUCGCUCGAUGCGCCAGCACCAGUUCGCCCCGAACGCACACACGUACCAAGGCCUGAUCCAAGCGUGUGUAGCGUCGCAGGACGUUGUCGCGGCCGAAGACUACUGGGCGACGAUGCUCGCGGCCGACCUCGUGCCCACAAAACCCGCCGUGCGAGCGCUCUUGACCAUCUACCGCGAUGCCGCCGUGGCGGCGCGGACAGCUGCCAUGCCACAACACCCAUCUCUCGAUCUCUCGCUGUGCGUCAGCCUAUGCGACACGAUACGGGCCGUGGAGCCCAGCGCGUUACCGGCCUAUCCGUUCGAAUUGCUGCUCGACGUCGCGGGCAGCGUCCAUGGACUGAGCCUUUCUGGCGACCUGGCCCACCUCGUGCUGGACGCACUGCCCGUGGUCCACCUCUCGCGCUGGCUCGAUCGAAUUGCACCUCUCUCGAUUGCCUUGGACGGGUCGCUUUACGUCGCGGCGCUGCAGCGUUGCGCCGACGCUGGCCUCCAAGCCGACUUUUACACCAUCUUACGCGCACUGCGGGCCCGCGCGUACGACCACAGCGUGCCGCCCCCGCUCUUGCGUGACGCCAAGAACAACGACCUCAUGGCGUCGCGCCGCCGCGCCUCGCUAAUCUCCUACGACGUGCACAGCGAUCGAUGGACGACCGAAAUCGCGAAUGCUUGGCUCCGCGAUCUGCUGCGGCACCGGCCGGACGACGCCCUGGCCCACGUACUUUGCAUCGUCGGGACGAUGGCGUCCUCGCUCGUGCCGCCGCCGAACGCAGCGACCUACAACGCCGUGCUCUCGGGUUUGCGCCGCUAUGAUGGUGGGCGCCAUCAUCUCCUCCUUGGGCUUUUUGACGCAAUGGUUGCUGCAAACGUCUUCAACGACGACAGCGUUUGCUUCGCGCUUCUCGCAGCACGCGACGUCGGUGCGGCGGCGCGGGUGCCGUCUUUGCUAUGUCUCGUACCGGCCCCCAAUGCGACCAUGUAUGCGAUCGCGAUCGACACGCUCGUGCGCGCCGCCGACGUCACCGGCGCCUUGCGCCUCUUGGCCGCGAUGCCAAUGAAAGCAACGCCGUUUACAUAUGCAGUGCUCUUCAAAGGCCUCAGCGCAAAGAAGGACACGAGCGCGGCGCUGGCGCUCCUCGAACACAUGGAGGAAGCCCACGUCGGGACGCCCGAGGCCGCCGGUCUCUUCUCACUGCUGCGCACGUUUCGCCGUACGCCCGACGCCGUUCCCUCGUUAUUGCAGCGGCUCACAAAGUACCCGCUGGACGCGGGCGUCUACAACGCCGCCUUGGACAUCUUUCGUCGCCACGGCAUGUACAGCGAAGCCGCCGACGUGCUUCGACUCAUGGCGGACUAUAUGGUGGCGCCGUCCAGUGACACGCACGUCCUGUAUCUCUUGACGUGCGCCAACGCCAAGAAGUUCUCACUCGCGAUGCGGUACCUCGGCACGAUCGACGAUGCGUCCGUCGACGUCUUUAACGCUGCGAUCGAGGUCUGCGGCCACGCGAAAAAGCCGCUGGACGCCGUCCAGGUCUUUGAAGGCAUGCAAGUCUGCGGCGUUUCGCCCAACCAAACCACGUACCUCCGAUUACUGCACGCGCUCGCGCCCCAUGGCGACGUGGCGUUAAUGGAGACCAUCGUGGACGAGAUGCCAAAGCAGUUUGUCGACGAACGCAUCUGGAAUCGGCUGCUCGACGGCUGUGGCCAUGCGCGCCUGCCCCACGCCGCUUUGCAGUUCUACGGGCGCCUCGAAGCGGCGACAUGCCCGUCGAUUGUGUCGGUGAACCUCGUUCUCCGCGCCCUCACGUCGUCCAAGGCGUUCCCGCUGGCGACGAUGGAGACGUUUCUGGAGAAUGCCACGACGCGCCAUGGCCUCGCGCCCGAUGUCAUUACGUUCACGACGCUCCUAGGCCAGGCCAUGCACGAAGAGCGUUUUGCCGACUGCCAACGGCUCUUCCAAUCCCUCCAAGCGCACACGGCGCCAGACGCGACCAGCUUUGCGAUGCUCUUGCGCGCGUUUCAUGCGGCGAACCGACACGAGUGGAGCGUCGAUGCGCUCCUCGAGACGUUCUGGGCUGUACAAAUACACUUGAACGACCCACUGUCGUAUGUGGGCGUGCUGCGGGAGCUCGCGGCCGCUGGGCGACCGGACGACGCCCACGCGGUCUUGCGCUGCAUGGAAGACCGGGGACUGCAUGCGACGGAAGCCUGCACGCUUGUCAUGCGCCUCUUCAACGACGCAGGCAAGCACUCGCAUGUAUCCGCGAUCUACGACACGAUGCAUCGCCGUGGCAUGCAGCCAUCGCCCGAGACGACGAUCGAGAUGGUCGUGGCGCUGGAAGCUCGCCAAGAGUGGGUCCGCGCGACAGGCCUCUUUGUCAAGCUCACACAGAAGCACCCGACGCUGCCGCACGAGAAGCUCUCGCGGGCGACCAUUGGUCGCUACUACAUCCGGUCCAACUCGCUGCCGAGCCGCCUCCCGCUGCAAGACGACGACCAGGCAUAGAUGAUGCGCUGUACACUAGAAUAUACACUGGCGAGACACUG